Motacilla alba alba is the source of this 2852-nucleotide messenger RNA. RefSeq names its product serine/threonine-protein kinase TAO2-like. The transcript is spliced from 9 exons. Gene Ontology annotation, molecular function: protein kinase activity; ATP binding. The record is from RefSeq and is a predicted model, not a curated record. Gene Ontology annotation, biological process: protein phosphorylation. The coding region runs from base 1 to 2277 and encodes 758 amino acids. NCBI's taxonomy places the organism in Eukaryota, Metazoa, Chordata, Aves, Passeriformes, Motacillidae.
AUGGAAUCACCUGCCCCACAGCACAGCCUGGGCUACCUGCACGGCCAGGGCGUCAUCCACAGGGACGUCAAGGCCGGGAACAUCCUGCUGGGCGCCCCCGGGCGGGUCAAGCUGGGCGACUUCGGCUCGGCCGCCGUGGCCACCCCGGCCAAGUCCUUGGUGGGGACCCCGUACUGGAUGGCCCCCGAGGUGAUCCUGGCCAUGGACGAGGGGCUCUACGACGGCCGCGCCGACGUCUGGUCCCUGGGCAUCACCUGCAUCGAGCUGGCUGAGCGGAGGCCGCCCCUGUUCCAGCUGAACGCGAUGAGCGCCCUGUACCACAUCGCGCAGAGAGACCCCCCGGGGCUGAGGCACCCCCAGGACUGGUCGGAGGAGUUUCGGGAUUUCGUCUCUCGGUGUCUCCGGAAGCUUCCGCAGGAGCGGCCCCGAGCGCGGGAGCUGCUGCAGCACGGCUUCCUGGCUCAGCAGCGCCCCCCAGGGGUGGUCCCGGAGCUGCUGCGCAGAACCAAGAUGGCCGCCAGGGAGGAGGCCCCGCCCAGCCCCUCCCCCAGCGUUGGCAGCGACCCCCCCAGCCCGGGGGACCCCGAGGACGACGCCGAGGGGGGAGGGGAGGGGACCCCCGGGACCCCCCCGCAGGACGACGCCAUUUCCGCCAUCUUGUCCCCUCCGGCCGCCAUUUUGUCUCCCCCAAACACCCAAAACUCCUCAACCUCACCCUCCCAAAAUUCCCCUUUUUCCACCCAAAAUUCCCCUUUUUCCACCCCAAACCUCAUUUCCUGCACCCAAAACCCCCCUUUUUCCACCCAAAACCCCCUUUUAUCCCCUCCCUCAUCCCCCUCCACCCUUUCCCCUCCCCCUUCCCCUCCGGCCGCCAUUUUGUCUUCACCGCCUUCGCCCCCUCAAAACCCCGAUUUCCCCUUUUCCGACCCAAAUUUACCCCCCGAAAACACAAAUUUAUCCCCUCAAAACGCAAUUUCGCCCUCACAAAACGCAGUUUUAUCCCCCCCGGACGCAAAUCUCCCCUCACAAAACCCCGUUUUACCUCUGCACACUUCACCCUCGCCGGCGGCCAUUUUGUCACACCCCUCUGACAUUUUACCGUCCCAAACCCCCACUUUUUCCCCUCAAAACUCCACUUUUUCCCCUCAAACUCCCACUUUUUCCCCCGAAAACUCCACUUUUUCCCCCCCAGACCCAAACACCCCCUCAGAAAACGCCAUUUUGCCGCCCCCAGACCCCAAUCUCCCCUCACCCAACCUCCCUUUCCCUCAGGCCACCAUCUUGUCCCCCCCCACCGCCUCCGUUUUCCCGCCCAAACCCUCCGUGUUCUCCCCCAAAACCCCCGUUUUUCCCCCCAAAACGCCCGUUUCCCCCCUCAAAAUCCACCGCUUCGCCCCGCCGCGCCUCGUUCUACCCCCCCUCCCGCCCCUCGCCGCGCCGCCAUCCCCCCUUCCCGCGCCCUCCCUCCUGCCCCACCUCCUCUGCUCCCUGCUGGCCUUCGCCGCCGCCGUCCGCCCCUCGCCGCCCUCCCUCCUCCUCCUCCUGGCCGCGCUUUGGGCUCAGAAACGGCGAUUUCGGGGCUUCCUCUCCGCGCUGGAGUGCGGCGCCACGGGGCUGGCGCUGGCGCACGCCCUGCUGCCCCUGCGCCCUCACCUCGGGGGUCCCUCCUCGGCCGCCUCGGCCUUGUCCUCGGGCCUGGCGGCCAUUUUGGGCCUGGCCUCCAUUUUGGGCCUCAGCGCCCGGCGCCGCCGCCUCUACGUGCCCGUGGUGGUUCUGGCCGCCCAGCUCUGGCUUUCGCCGUGGUUGUUUUUACCUCUUUACGUCCUGGGCGAGCUGUCCCGCGGCGGCCGAGCCCACCGCUGGUGGCUCAGGGCGCUUUUGGGCUUGCCGCCUCCUCUCUUCCGCGCCUUCUCCCGCUUGGGUUUGGCCUCCGAGCGAGGCCUCUUCGCCUUCUUCCCCAAAACCAACAAAAUGAGGUUCAGGAGCCGCCUCCCGGUGCCCCAAAAACGCUCUCGGGGCGGCGGCUCCCCCUCCCCGAGCUGUUCCCGGCGCUUUUUGGCCGCCGCGGAUAAAUUGGGGAGGGGUUUUUGGGGUUUUUUUGGCGGGGUUUGGGGGUUCCUGAAGGGGAUUCCCGGGGGGAAAGCCGCCCCUCCCCCACCCAGCCGCAUCCCCCGCCCCGCCCCCCGGCCCCUCCCCCCGCCCCCCAAAAAGGGACCCCAAAGUCGGGGGCCCCUCCCCCACCCCGCCCCUCCCCCCCCCAGGCGGCCCUGGAGGUGAUGGGGGGGUGGGGGAGGGGCGGCCGGACACUACGGGACCCCAAAAACGCCCAAAUUUGGGGGCGAUUUUGGGGUCGAAACCCCGCAAAAAUCCCAAAUUUCGGGCAGGUUUCGGGGUCCAAACUACAAAUUUGGGGUCCAAAGCCCCCAAAAAGCCCAAAAAUCCCAAAUUUGGGGAGAUUUUGGGGUCAAAAGGCUCAGAAAUCUCAAAUUUUGGGGGAGAUUUUGGGGCUAAAACCCCAAAAAAGCCCAAAAAUCCCAAAUUUGGGGAGAUUUUGGGGUCAAAAGGUUCAAAAUUCCCGAAACUGGGGAGAUUUUGGGGCCAAAACCCCCCCAAAAGCCCAAAAAUCCCAAAAUUGGGGAGAUUUUGGGGUCAAAAGGUUCAAAAAUCCCAAAGUUUGGGGGAGAUUUUUGGGGUAAAAAGCCCAAAAAUCCCAAAUUGGGGGAGAUUUUGGGGCUAAAACCCCCAAAAACGCCCAAAAAUCCCAAAUUUGGGGAGAUUUUGGGGACAAAAGGUUCAAAAAUCCCAAAAUUUGGGAGAGGUUUCUCAGUCAAACCCACAAAUUUGGGUCAAAA